Messenger RNA from Andrographis paniculata, 1011 nucleotides. Its product is annotated as probable carboxylesterase 12. Lineage: Eukaryota; Viridiplantae; Streptophyta; Magnoliopsida; Lamiales; Acanthaceae. Gene Ontology annotation, molecular function: hydrolase activity. The transcript has a single exon. The record is from RefSeq and is a predicted model, not a curated record. Bases 54 to 992 code for a protein of 312 amino acids.
UAAAAGUAAUUACACAAAUAAUCCAGCAAACAAUCUCUCUCCGACCUCCGGAAAUGGAUUCCCUUCCCGCCAAUAUUAUCCUCAAUGUCCCGCCCUUCUUUCGUCUCCACGCCUCCGGCCACGUGGAGCGAUACCGUGAGCACGAUUUCGUCCCGCCGUCAACCGACCCCCAGAACGGCGUCGUUUCGAGAGACGCCGUGGUCUCGCCGGAAAACAACCUCGCCGUCAGGCUCUACCUCCCAAAAUCCAAAGCCGCCGGAAAACUCCCCCUCCUCAUCUACAUCCACGGCGGCGGAUUCUCCACCCAGUCCGCCUUCUCCUCUGUCUACCACCCCUACGCCAACUCCCUCGCCGCCGAUUCCAAUUCCGUCGUCGUUUCGAUCGACUACAGACUGGCGCCGGAGCAUCCCCUCCCAGCCUGUUACGACGAUUCCUACGCCGCCGUGAAAUGGGUCGGGUCCCACUCCCGGGUCGGGCCCGACCCGUGGCUGAACGAGUACGCCGAUUUCGAACGGGUCUACAUCGCCGGCGACAGCGCCGGCGCCAACAUCGCGCACGACGUCGUGGUCCGAUCGGCCGGCGGUUCGUCGUCUCCGGCGGAAAGCCUGGGGCUGAAAUUCUCGGGUCUGAUUUUGAUCCACCCGUUCUUCGGGUCGGGCGAGCCCACGAAAGUGUGGGAUUUCAUCUACCCCGGCUCGACCGGUCCGACCGAGUUCCGGCUGAUUCCGGCGGCGGACCCGGCGCGGCUGUCGAGACUGAGUUGCGAGCGAGUGAUGGUGGUGGUGGCGGAGAAGGAUUAUUUAAGGGACAGAGGUCAGCGUUAUUACGAAGCGUUGAAGAGCAGCCAUUGGAAGGGGUCGGUGGAGCUCUUCGAGACGCCGGGCGAACACGUUUUUCAUUUGUUUAAUCCGACUUCUGAAAAUGCGAUUUCGAUUAUGAAUCGCGUUUCUCAAUUCGUCAACGCCCGACCUCGUCCGAAGUCGCGUUUCUAAGAAUCGCGCUUUUGGUAUA